AUGGUUCGGAAGUUAUGGAGGGUGUCUGCGAUUUAUGAGAAGAGGCAGUGGAAAGGAAGCAAGAAUGGAAUAGCAGUGGGAGAGAUGAAAGUGAGAAAGAUGAAGUGCGUUUGCGAAUGCGGCGCAGAUAGGAAUGUUAGGUCUGAUCAGGUUUCUUCUCUUCAUGUUCUUGUAGAGAACAUGGUCCUUCAAUAUGUGAAAGCAAAAGCAGAUUGGUGGAUAAAUAUUGCUCAUCAUAAUCGCAAGCGUAUAAGAAGAGGUGCAACUGGCGACAAGACUUAUAACUUGAUAUUCACUUGCGUGAGGGUUACUUUGUUUAAUGUUGGGAGGAGAGAUCAAGACACGACGGUUAUCAUCAGUUCUUCCAUAAAGUCAGGCAUCAAGAAAACAUGGUUUCUAGAAUCAGGUGAUUGA
Vicia faba (fava bean) is the source of this 414-nucleotide messenger RNA. NCBI's taxonomy places the organism in Eukaryota, Viridiplantae, Streptophyta, Magnoliopsida, Fabales, Fabaceae. The record is from the annotation of a GenBank genome assembly.